This is a messenger RNA of Misgurnus anguillicaudatus (oriental weatherfish), 3235 nucleotides long. The record is from RefSeq and is a predicted model, not a curated record. NCBI's taxonomy places the organism in Eukaryota, Metazoa, Chordata, Actinopteri, Cypriniformes, Cobitidae.
AGUCCAUUUAAAGUGCCGCUGGGAGUCUCGCGCACAGAGCGCGCGGUGGACAAGAUCUCGCGCGCUGGGAAGCACGCUGUAUUAUUCUCCUCAAAGUCUCUAUUUCAUUAUUUUCUCUCUGACAUACACACACAAACAUUAAACAGCAUGAGACUCUAAAUAUCCUUACUCAUCCAGUGGAUAUCUGGGAUCCCUGCGCUUGAUAAAGAGUCAGAAUGGGAUUUUAGUGUCUUUAUGAAGCAGCUACCGAUAUGACGCGCUCCGUCAGCUCCGUGGAUUCUUCCCGCAACCGACGAUCCGGUGAAUGAUGGACGAGAACGGGCAGAUCGAUGGCGCGAGGCAGGAGGUGGCGAACUUGCGCGCGGAACUGACAGCCACCGGACGCGGACCGGCGGAACUCGGCGAGCUGGAAGAACAGGGAGAACCGCAGGAACAUCAGCAGAGCCAGCACGUGCUGUUGCAUGAGGAGGUGGUGCGUCUGCAGGAGGAGGUGUCAGUAUUAAAGCAGGUGAGGGAGAUGCUAAACCGUGAGCUGGAGGAGACAGGAGGCGGUUGCACCGUGGAGCUGCUGUCAGUAUCACAGCUCCGGGUGCAGCUGACGCAAAGAGAGCAGGAGCUGGACAGAGCAAAGGAGGCAUUACAGGCUAUGAAGGCAGACAGGAAACGUUUGAGGUUGGAGAGGACUGAUCUUGUGAAUCAAAUGCAGCAGCUGUACACGACACUGGAGAGCCGCGAGGAGCAGCUCCGAGACUUUAUACGCAACUAUGAACAACAUCGAAAAGAGAGUGAAGAUGCAGUGAGGAUCUUGGCGAGGGAAAAGGAUUUGUUAGAGCGGGAAAAGUGGGAUCUACGUCGACAAACCAAAGAGGCCACGGAACAUGCCAGUGCACUCCGCUCUGCACUGGACCUGAAAGAGAACAGGAUCAAGGAGCUGGAGGCUGAACUAGCUAUGAUGAGUAACAUUAUGGCUCAGAAACUAGAGAGUCGCGUGUUCGUUCGCUCUCCAGAAAGACCAGCUUCACCUAAAAAUGUGUCGGCAAAACAGUCUUUGGCUACCCUCACCAAAGACGUUCCUAAGCGACACUCGCUGGCCAUGCCUAUGGAGACUGUCGUCAACGGCAACCAAGAGUGGGCGAUGCAUGCAGAGCUUCCUCUGACUGCGGCGAUACGACAGAGUCAACAGAAUCUUUACCACUCCAUGGACAGACAGGUGUUGAAAGCACCACAGUGCGUCUGUGACGCAGACGGCAUGAUGUCAUCAGCCGCGGCACGUGUCAGUCCCUGUCACUCCAAACAACCGUCGGUCAUCUCAGAAGCCUCUAUGAUGGAGGGAGAAAGAUGCUCGACUCCAUCAGAUUCACCACGACACAGAACACACUCUCUCUGCAACUCUCUAGAGGAUUUAGAGGAGCAGAGGCGCAGGAAGAAGAAGGAAAGAAUAGGACUGGGCUCACUGUCGCGGGUGUUCGGCCGAGGAAAGCAAAGGAAGUCUUUGGAUCCCACUCUGUUUGAUGACUCAGACAGUUUAUCAAGCCCCGCCCGUCUCAGCGUGAGCCUAUCUGAAAGCGAGGAUCAGCUGGAUCGCCUGCAGCAGGUGGAGCUUGCGCGGACGGUGCCCAUGUCCCGGUGGCGCGCGGGAACCGUGCAGGCGUGGCUGGAGGUCAUCAUGGCCAUGCCUAUGUAUAUGCGGGCCUGCGCAGAAAACGUCAAAAGCGGCAAGGUUUUAUUGGUUCUUACCGAUGAUGACCUGGAGUUUGUGUUGGGGAUAAGUAAUUCAAUGCACCGCAGGAAACUGCGUCUGGCUAUUGAGGACUACAGGGAUGCAGAAUCAGGACAUGGUCUUUCUAAAGCAGCUGAUAUGGAUCAUCACUGGGUAGCUCAGGCGUGGCUGACUGAUGUCGGUCUCCCUCAGUACUCCCAAUUCUUCCACACUCACCUGGUGGACGGACGUCUCCUGAGUACACUGACACACGCCGAUCUGGAUAAACACAUGCACGUGUCUAAAAAAUCCCACCAGAGCAGCCUUCUGCUGGGAAUACAAUUGCUACACACUCUCAACUUUGACAAAGAGAUUCUGCAGUCCAGACGAGCUGAGUGUGAGAAUCAGAACACAGAUCCAGUGGUGUGGACUUGUCGUCGCAUUAUUAAAUGGAUCAAGGAGAUUGAUCUAAAGGAAUUCGCUGACAGUCUUCAGAAUAGUGGGGUUCAUGGAGCUGUAAUGGUGUUGGAUCCCUCCUUCACAUGUGAAACCAUGGCAACAGCUUUAUGUAUUCCAAGCAACAAGCACAUGGUCCGCCAUCACCUGAAUGAAGAGAUGGAGGCACUUGUUAGUGCUGUCAGGGCAGAACUUGAUCAGGAAGUUGAAGCUUUGGGAACUCCACCUACACUACGCAGACAAAGUUCUCUAAGCAGCUCCUCACCCAGUUCCCAUGAUGACCAGCAGUCCUUGAGAAGGGUGAAGCAGCAGCUGGGUCUCAGCCCAAAGAAUCUCACUGGACAGAGGAACAGUCAUCAAAACCGGUCGGGCUCAUUUCCAAGGAAUGGACUUCAAGAAAUCUCUCUGCAAAGGGAGCGUUGCCCAGUUCGACAUUUUUCUGCCGCGGAGCUAACGAACGUCUGAGUUCGCUUGCCAGAACACUUUUAAAGAAUUUCAGAAUUGUAUUUUUUCAAAUGCUGGGAUCUUCAUUUGUUUAUCAAAGCAACAAAAGUUCACCUUCUUAAUAACUUUUGAACCGUCUGUUUGCCAGUGGGGGUCUUGGCAUUGUACUGUAUAGUAGGCCUUAUAAAGAUGUGUGGACUCAUUGUUAAAAAAAAUACAUUUUCACAGAAUCUGUUUCAAUAAGCACAUACUCAUUAAAGAUUAAUUUACCAGUUUUUUUAGCUAAGUUCAGGAGGAGCAUGGUCAUGUAACCCAACCAGUCGGUGUGAAGAGGUCUUUAUAUAGAUGUUCCUCACCUCUUGUGACAGUUUUUGCAGCAUCCCUUCAUCACCUUGAGCACUACCAAUUAUCUAUUCCAGUUAAGUAGGGGGAAGUACUCUGAUUUGGGCUAAAUUCCAAGUUCGGAGACCUCACCUCAGAUAGCACGCCAAUUAUGACAUCAUAUUUGGUUACAUGUUAAAGGAAAACGACACCGUUUUUCAAUAUUUUAUGUUCGUACCUUAACUUAGAUGAAAUAAUACAUCCCUGUCUUUUUUCAAUGCAUGCACUUCAUCUUUGUACAGCGCGUUGUGAAUA